Messenger RNA from Topomyia yanbarensis, 2281 nucleotides. RefSeq names its product medium-chain acyl-CoA ligase ACSF2, mitochondrial-like. The record is from RefSeq and is a predicted model, not a curated record. Gene Ontology annotation, molecular function: medium-chain fatty acid-CoA ligase activity. The transcript is spliced from 6 exons. Gene Ontology annotation, biological process: fatty acid metabolic process. NCBI's taxonomy places the organism in Eukaryota, Metazoa, Arthropoda, Insecta, Diptera, Culicidae. The coding region runs from base 81 to 1883 and encodes 600 amino acids.
UUCACUGCUGCACAGGCUUUAGCAGAUGUUUCCCGAAAUUGUGUUUGAAAUAUUUUAGUAGUUUUCGAUUGAUUAGUGAGAUGCUGCAAGGUGGAAAAUUUUUGGAAAAAGCUAUCUUCCAGAGAAGAUGGUUUCAGACAUCGACGCACAUUUUUACGCUAAACUUACAUACGGUGAAGGCUCAUCAAAUAGAUGGGACGAACGAUCAGAGCUAUGUUCAGCAUACUGGAGGGAAGCCACUGCUCUAUCGGAACAUAGGUCAACAUUUGCGUCUAGCUGUUGAAAAAUAUCCAAAUAAUGAAGCUGUGCUGUCCUGCCAUGAGUGCAAACGGUACACGUAUUCGGAAGUUAUGGACAAGGUGGAUCGAAUGGCUGCCGCUUUCUAUCAGCUUGGCCUAGAGAAAAAUGAUCGCAUCGGGAUUUGGGGACCGAACAGCACCGCCUAUUAUCUGACUCUACUUGCAGUAGCACGAGCAGGAAUGAUUUCGGUGGGAAUUAAUCCGGCCUAUCAGCUUCGUGAACUGGAAUACGCCUUAAAGAAGGUGGGAGUAAAAGCACUGGUUGCUUCAGAAGGCUUCCGUUCCCAGAACUAUUACGAAAUGCUGAAACAAUUACUGCCGGAACUAGCCGAUAGUCCUCCGAUGAAGCUAAAAUCUUCCACAGUUCCAACUUUAUCGUCUAUUAUCGUUGAUUCUGGAACGAAUAAACUUCCUGGAACACUAGCUUUCGAAGAUCUUCUUCAGCUUGCGACAGAAACGGGAGUGUCUCAAAUUGAGGCUCUGCAAGCCUCCAUUUCUCCCGAUAGUGGUACCAGCUUAUUGUUUACCUCGGGGACAACCGGUCAACCGAAGGCUGCCUUGCUAUCCCACUUUGGAAUGGUUAACAAUGGUACCCAGGCGGCAUAUCGAAACGAACUAGAUCGUAAGCAGCAUCGCAUUUGUCUGCAAGUUCCACUCUUUCAUGUUUUUGGAAUGGUCUUCGGCAGCAUUGCGGCACUAAACUAUGGUUCAACACUGGUUUUCCCAGGAGAAGGAUUCCGAGCCAGUGAAUCGUUGAUGGCAAUUGCUAAAGAGAAGUGUAGCAUCAUUUAUGGAACACCUACCAUGUAUGUCGAUUUGUUGAACGAGUAUCACAAGAUGAACCUGAAGCUACCGGUAAUGGAUAUCGCGGUGAUUGGAGCAGCUGCCUGCUCCCCAAAGCUCAUCACAGAUAUUCAGGAUAUUCUUGGAGUAAGAGCGGUCCGCGCAUCUUACGGUAUGACUGAAGUGUCCGGAGGUUCAUUUAUUUGUGAACGGGGUGAUCCAACGGAAGUAUCGUUGGAUUCAGUUGGCCGGUUGGUAGAUCAUUCCGAAGUCAAGGUGGUUGACGUGGAAGGGAACACAGUGCCCUUUGGGACUCCUGGAGAACUAUGGGUUCGAAGCUAUGCAACAAUACUUGGCUACUGGGAUGAUAAUGGUGGCACGAAGGCAGCGAUUCGGGCUGAUCGUUGGUUGACAACGGGCGACCAGUUCGUACUAAGACCGGAUGGGUACGGAAAGGUUGUGGGUCGACUAAAAGAGGUUAUCAUUCGAGGUGGUGAAAAUAUUUACCCUAAAGAAAUAGAAGACACACUGAAUACGCAUCCUAGUAUUCUAGAAUCACAUUGCAUUGGAGUGCCAGAUGAGAGGUUGGGAGAAGAAAUUUGUGCGUACAUUAGAUUAAAAGAUCCACCAGAGCAAAAUUUGGUAAAUUUGGAAGACGUUAAACUUUUCUGUAGAGGUAAAUUAGCUUACUUUAAAAUACCAAAGCUAAUCAGAAUAGUACAAAACUUUCCAAAAACCACUUCCGGUAAAAUACAGAAAUUUAAGCUUCUGGAUAUGUUCUUGAGUGAAAAGAAAGAAUAAAUUUUCUUUCAUUUCAUGUCAUUAACUCAAUGUUAACAUUUACAGUCGUGAUUCGGCACACCCUCUGUUCAGCUGAAGAAUUUGAUUCGCUAGUUGAACCGACUGACAGAUGUCAGAAACAGAUACUCUUCAAAGAGACGUUAGUAGCGUAAAUGCAUCUCUUAACAUCUCUAAUUAUUGUCAGAUUGAUUAUUAAAGUAAAUUCGACGAGAGAUCUUUGGCAUUUAGAUGCUUUUUAUAUGGACAAUGGUCCAACUAGCGGAAGUCCAACUAAAAGGCGAUCCAGUUAAAAAGAGUCCAACCAGCGAAUCACGACUGUAGUAGGAUUUGAAACUUUAUGUAAGAAACAUUUGACAUGAAAUAAUUGAAAGUAAUAAUAGUUACGAAAAUAAAAUAAA